Messenger RNA from Scylla paramamosain (green mud crab), 1430 nucleotides. RefSeq lists its product as uncharacterized. Gene Ontology annotation, molecular function: ligand-gated monoatomic ion channel activity. NCBI's taxonomy places the organism in Eukaryota, Metazoa, Arthropoda, Malacostraca, Decapoda, Portunidae. The record is from RefSeq and is a predicted model, not a curated record. Gene Ontology annotation, cellular component: membrane. Bases 9 to 1322 code for a protein of 437 amino acids. The transcript has 10 exons.
UGCCUGUCAUGGAAGGAGGAGUCAGUAACAUCACUUGCCUACGGGUGGCAGUGAUCAAUUAUCUUCCUCAUGUAGCAGUUCUCAGCGCCGGGCCAGAUCUCGAGAUAGGAGGAACAUUUUCGCCUAUCUUGGACAUACUUUCACAGCAACUUGGUUUUUGCUACAAGUACAUGGUACCUUCAGAUCGUCUCUACGGAAAAGUAUUCGAAAAUGGCACUUCAACAGGAACUAUUGGAGCUGUACUCAAUGGGGACGCGGACAUGACGGGUUUGUUGGUGGUGGACGAAGCUCGCAUGAAACAUCUUGAUUUUACGGUCCCGCUUUUCAUGGAGCGGUUUCUUGCGGUAGUAAAGCGGCCAGUGCUGGAGCCCGAUGUGGCUGGAUUUGUGAAGCCUUUCACAACAUUUGUUUGGACAGCAACUCUGGUAGCCAUCCUCUUCACCUCCCUUACUUGCACACUCCUACUGGGUGUCUACGAAGCUCUGCCUCUUGCUGAGACGCUAUCAACACCUAAUGACUCUAGCGAUGGGCAACCUUUCAUGAAUCUCAGUCUGACGUCCCUGUUGUGGUGUGUGGCUGUCCUUUUGUGUCAAGGUAUAGCGUGGGUUCACAGAGCAGCUUCCUUGCGGAUGUUGGCCGGCAUAUGGUUCAUAGCGUCCCUCAUCAUCAGCACAGUCUACCGCUCCAACCUGAAAGCCAUGCUGAUAAUGCCGCGCAUCCAGCUCCCCUUUGACAAUCUGGAGGAGCUGUACCAAUCCCAAUAUCCAUUGUACGUGGUCGAGACCACAGUCAUUCAUAGAGCUAUAAUGAACGCCCCUGGUGAUAGCCCGCUGGGGCGCCUCAAGGAACAGAUGGUGGCAAGCAAAAGUGAGACCUUAAUGGCGAGAAAAUUUUAUGGAGGCGAGCGCGUCGCCCUCGCUGGCGUGAGCAUUUCCUUCAGGCAUUUUAUGAACAUCGCUUUUUCUAGAUUCGGCUUCUGCUUUGAAUACAUUAUGCAAGACCGAUUGCUGGAUGGACUGACUCAGGCGGUCGCUUUUCGUAAAGGCUCACAUCUCCUUCCGAAAAUGAACGCCAUUAUCCUUCGUCUGCUAGAAGGCGGGCUCAUGAAUCAUCUGGUUUAUCGCACUAUGCACAACAGCUCCCACUGUCUCGGACCCAUCAUCCAGGAUCUUUCUUCCACCAAACUACGUGCGCAGGGCCUCAAAGACUUCUAUGGUGUUUUCUCCGUCUUUGCUGGGGGAAUCAUCAUUGCAAUUCUGUGCUUCGGUUUUGAGCUCGUGGUAGGUCACGGACAUAACAACAGACGGGAUAUCAAGCAUUGAAGAAAAUCAUCUUUAUUUCAGUUACCAGAAACUAAUGGCUACAUUUUAAAAAGAGACAGUGUGUUAAUGUAUGCGUUUUACGAAUAGUUGCACGCGCGCGCGCGCGCG